This is a messenger RNA of Indicator indicator, 4143 nucleotides long. RefSeq names its product kinase insert domain receptor (gene KDR). The transcript has 30 exons. Gene Ontology annotation, molecular function: ATP binding; vascular endothelial growth factor receptor activity; growth factor binding. The record is from RefSeq and is a predicted model, not a curated record. Gene Ontology annotation, cellular component: signaling receptor complex; membrane. NCBI's taxonomy places the organism in Eukaryota, Metazoa, Chordata, Aves, Piciformes, Indicatoridae. Bases 1 to 4143 code for a protein of 1380 amino acids. Gene Ontology annotation, biological process: cell migration; protein phosphorylation; endothelial cell differentiation.
AUGGAGGUCGGUGCGGCGCGGCUGCUGGCGGUCCUGCUGUGCCUGGCUCCCGGUUUAUUUAUGCCUCUGGAUCAGCCAACCCUUAGCAUCCAAAAAGAUGUCCUCACAAUAACUGCCAAUGACACUCUAAACAUCACUUGCAGUGGUCAGAGGCCACUGGAGUGGUACUGGCCCAGCAACCAGAGCAGUGCUGAGAAGCGUGUCUCUGUGACAGACUGCAGUGAGGGCCCCUACUGCAAGACACUCACCCUCCUCAGAGUCAUUGGCAAUGACACAGGGGACUACAGGUGCCUCUACAGGGACAGCCAGGCAGCUACCACCAUUUAUGUCUAUGUUCAAGAUUACAGAUCUCCAUUUGUGACUUCAGUUAGUGACCAGCUUGGCAUUGUGUACAUCACUAAGAACAAAACCGUGGUGGUGCCGUGCCUUGGAACCGUCUCAAACCUCAACGUGUCCCUGCACGCGAAAUAUCCAGAAAAGAUAUUUGUUCCUGAUGGGAAAUCCAUUUCCUGGGAUAAUAAAAAGGGCUUCACCAUACCCAGUCAUUUAAUCAACUAUGCAGGCAUGGUUUUCUGUGAAGCUAAAAUAGAUGCUGAAAGCUACCAGUCUGUGAUAUACAUAGUGGCAGUUGUAGGAUACCGAAUUUACGACCUGACAAUGAACCCACACUACCAAGUGGAGCUGGCAGUGGGGGAAAAACUUGUUCUCAAUUGCACUGUGAGGACAGAGCUGAAUGUGGGAAUUGAUUUUAAAUGGGACUACCCUUCCAUCAAGGAAAAACGUGGCACCAUAAGGGAUUUAAAGACCACUGCAGGAGAGGUGAAGAAGUUUGUGAGCACUCUGACCAUUGAGAGCGUGGCCCUGAGUGACAGGGGCCGGUACACUUGUGCAGCAUCCAGCGGCCGGAUGAACAUGAAGAACAGCAGCUACUUCAUCAUCCACGAAAGUCCUUUCAUUCAUCUGGAGAGAAUGGAGAAUGUGGUCGAAACAAGGCUGGGUGAGACAGUCAAGAUUCCUGUCAAGUUUAAAGGAUAUCCUCCCCCAGAGGUGAAAUGGUAUAAAAAUGGAAAAGCCCUCAAUGCCAAUCACACAGUUAAACUUGGCUACACCUUGGUGAUCUCUGAAGCAACUGAAAGAGAUGCUGGGAAUUACACUGCUGUCCUUACAAACCCUACUAACAAGAUGCAGAAGAGACACACAUUUGCUCUGCUUGUCAAUGUGCCCCCUCAGAUCGGCGAGAACGCGCUGCUGGCCCCUGUGGACUCCUACAAGUAUGGCUCAACACAGGCCCUCACCUGCACCAUCUACGCUGUCCCACCACCCACCACCAUCCUCUGGCACUGGCAGCUGGAGGAGGAGUGCACCUUCAGCCCCCAGAAGGUUCGUUCAGGAGCCAAUCCCUAUGCAUGCAGGAAAUGGAAAGUGAUCUCUGAGAGGAGAGGUGGCAACCAGGUUGAGAUCAAGCACCGAAUUGUGACUAUUGCUGGGAAAACAAAGACUGUGAGCACCCUGACAGUUCAAGCAGCCAAUGUGUCUGCUUUGUACAGAUGUAUGGCUACCAACAGAGCUGGCUCCAGUGAGAGGGUCAUCUCCUUUCAUGUGACCAAAGGUCUGGAAAUUAACCUCCAGCCUCGGCAUCAAGUGACGGAGAAGGAGAACACGUCCCUGCAGUGCACAGCAGACAAAUUCACCUUUGAGAAGCUGUCGUGGUACAAGCUGAGUGCCCAGGCCUCCCAGAGUCCCUUUGGAGGGCUGCCCAUGCCUGUUUGCAAGAACCUCAACGCCCUGCAGAAGCUGAACGCAACAGUGUCCAGCACCAACGGGGAGAACGUCACCUUGGAGCUCAUCCUGCGCAACAUCUCCCUCCAGGACGGAGGGGACUACGUCUGCAUCGCUCAGGACAAAAAGGCUAAGACACAGCACUGCCUGGUGAAGCACCUCACUGUUCAAGAGCCCAUGGCACCCACACUGGCAGGAAAUCUGGGAAAUCAGACAACAAAUGUUGGUGAAACCAUAGAGGUGUCCUGCACAGUGAAUGGCAUUCCUCCUCCACACAUCACGUGGUUUAAAAACAAUGAGACUCUGGUGGAAGAUUCAGGUAUUGUUUUGAAAGAUGGAAACAAAACUCUAACCAUCCGCCGAGUGAGGAAAGAAGAUGGAGGACUCUACACCUGCCUUGCCUGCAAUGUCCUUGGAUGUACAACAGCAGUGGCUCAUUUUUCAGUGGAAGGCGCUGAAGAGAAAACAAACCUGGAGCUCAUUAUCCUGGUUGGCACUGCAGUGAUUGCCAUGUUCUUCUGGUUGCUGCUUGUAAUCAUCCUCCGGACCGUUAAGAGGGCCAAUGGAGGGGACAUGAAGACUGGCUACCUGUCAAUCAUCAUGGAUCCUGAUGAAGUCCCUCUCGAUGAGCACUGUGAACGGCUCCCCUAUGAUGCCAGCAAGUGGGAAUUUCCCAGGGACCGCCUAAAGCUGGGUAAACCUCUUGGGCGUGGAGCUUUUGGCCAGGUCAUAGAGGCAGACGCCUUUGGGAUCGACAAAACUGCCACCUGCAGAACAGUGGCAGUCAAAAUGCUGAAAGAGGGUGCAACCCAUAGUGAGCACAGAGCACUGAUGUCAGAGCUGAAGAUUCUCAUUCACAUCGGUCACCACCUCAACGUUGUCAAUUUGCUUGGAGCCUGCACGAAGCCAGGAGGCCCACUGAUGGUGAUUGUGGAAUACUGCAAGUUUGGCAACCUGUCAGCUUACCUACGGAGCAAGAGGAGUGAGUUUGUGCCCUACAAGACCAGAGGUGCCAGGCUCCGGCAGGGGAAGGAGAACUACAUGGGUGAGGUCUCUGCAGACCUGAAGCGGCGGCUGGACAGCAUCACCAGCAGCCAGAGCUCAGCAAGCUCUGGCUUCCUGGAGGAGCGCUCCCUGAGCGACGUGGAGGAGGAGGAUGCUGGGCCUGAAGACCUUUGCAAGAACCCUUUGACCAUGGAGGACCUCAUCUGUUACAGCUUCCAGGUGGCCAGAGGGAUGGAGUUCUUGGCUUCACGCAAAUGCAUCCACAGGGACCUGGCUGCUCGUAACAUCCUCCUGGCAGACAACAACGUCGUCAAGAUCUGUGAUUUCGGCUUGGCUCGGGACAUCUACAAAGACCCAGACUACGUCAGGAAGGGAGAUGCCAGACUACCCCUCAAGUGGAUGGCACCAGAAACCAUUUUUGAUAGAGUGUACACCAUCCAGAGUGAUGUGUGGUCCUUUGGAGUUCUGCUGUGGGAAAUAUUUUCACUAGGUGCCUCACCCUACCCGGGAGUGAAAAUCGAUGAAGAGUUCUGCAGGAGGCUGAAAGAAGGCACCAGAAUGAGGGCACCAGACUAUACAACACCAGAAAUGUACCAAACAAUGCUGGAUUGCUGGCAUGGAGAUCCGAAGCAGAGGCCAACUUUUUCAGAGCUGGUGGAGCACCUGGGCAAUUUACUGCAAGCCAACGUCCGGCAGGAUGGCAAAGACUACGUUGUCCUUCCUCUGUCAGUGUCGCUCAACAUGGAAGAGGAUUCAGGCCUCUCUCUCCCAACUUCACCUGCUUCCUGUAGGGAGGAAGAGGAAGUCUGUGAUCCUAAAUUCCAUUAUGACAACACAGCAGGAAUUAGUCAGUACCGACAAGAUAGCAAAAGGAAAAGCCGCCCUGUCAGCGUGAAAACCUUUGAGGAUGUCCCACUGGUAACCACUGUAAAAGUUGUUCAGGAGGAGAACCAAACAGAUAGUGGGAUGGUUCUUGCCUCAGAAGAGCUGAAGACUUUGGAGGAGAGUGACAAAGAAGUGAAAAUCCCCUUUAGCACGCUGGUGCCCAGCAAGAGCAACGAGUCCGUCAUGUCCGAAGCCUCCAACCAGACCAGCGGGUACCAGUCAGGGUAUCACUCAGACGACAUGGACACCACCGUCUGCUCCAGCGAGGAGACCGAACUCUUGUGUGUGCGGGAGGCCUCGCUGCCCCUCUGCCAGGCUCAUGGCCUGCCCUACGAUGGCACCGUGCCACGGCCACCCCUCUGCCACGCUCACGGCCUGCCCUACGAUGGCACCGGGCCACGGCCACCCCUCUGCCACGCUCACAGCCUGCCCUAUGAUGGCACUGUGCUGCCGCUCUCCUCCCCACCGCUCUAG